AUGCAGUUCGACAAGGGCUACCAGUCGCCCUACUUCAUCACCGACCAAGGCGCGAUGGAGGCCGUUCUCGAGGACGCCUACAUCCUGAUCCACGAGAAGACGAUCACGUCGCUGCGUGACCUGCUGCCGGUCCUUGAGGCCGUGAGCCAGAAGGGCAAGCCGCUGAUGAUCAUCUCUGAGGACGUCGAGGGCGAAGCCCUGGCGGCCCUGGUGGUGAACAAGCUCCGCGGCGUGCUCAACGUCUGUGCCGUGAAGGCGCCGGGCUUCGGCGACCGCCGCAAGGCGAUGCUCGGCGACAUCGCCACCCUGACCGGCGGUACGCUGAUCAGCGAGGACCUCGGCAUCAAGCUCGAGAGCGUCACGCUCGAGCAUCUCGGCCGCGCGAAGAAGGUCAGCGCCAACAAGGAAGCGACCACCAUCGUCCAGGGCGCCGGCAAGAGCGACGACGUCAAGAAGCGGAUCGACCAGAUCCGUAAGACGAUCGAGACCUCGACCAGCGAGUACGACAAGGAGAAGCUCCAAGAGCGCCUUGCGAAGCUCACCGGCGGCGUCGCGAUCAUCUCGGUCGGCGCCUCGAGUGAAGCCGACAUGAAGCAGAAGAAGGCCCGUGUCGAAGACGCGUUGCACGCCACCCGUGCGGCCGUCGAAGAGGGCAUUCUCCCCGGUGGCGGCGUCGCGCUGCUCCGCUGCAAGGAGGCCGUCGAGGCCGCUCGUUCGUCCGCCAAGGGUGACGAGAAGAUCGGCGUCAACAUCGUGCUGGGCGUCCUGGACGCCCCGCUGAAGCAGAUCGCCGCCAACGGCGGCCUGCACGGCAGCGUGAUUGCCGACGAGGUCGUGAAGACGGCCAUCACCAACGCCGCCUCGAUCGCCGGCCUCCUGCUGACGACCGAGGCCCUGGUCACCAACUACGACUCGCACGACGACGCCAAGCGCGGCGUGAUGGGCAGCAUCCGCUGA
Messenger RNA from Symbiodinium sp. CCMP2456, 957 nucleotides. NCBI's taxonomy places the organism in Eukaryota, Dinophyceae, Suessiales, Symbiodiniaceae. The record is from the annotation of a GenBank genome assembly.